UGGAAUAUCGCCAGAACGAUACGUUUCCGUGCUGACACACCCUUGGCUGAUUGAUCGGAUCGCGGUCGAGCCUCUGGGAACUGGCUCUCACAGAUACACGUCCGCCCCUCGGCAGAGCACUGCCGUCGCUCCGGCCAGGCUGAGCGGGACACGGCAGGCCUGCUAAACUAGCGCGCGGAAGGACGGAGGGAGAAGAGCCCGAUCCAUGAGAAGAACGAGUGGAAAAGAGGGAUAGGGAGGCGCCAGAGUGAGGCAGAGGGAGUGGAGGAGGACCGGGUGGGGGGGUGGAGGGGGGGCUGAAGUCGAUGAAACCGGGAGGAGCCGUCGCUGAAAGCUAAACUUGUCCAUUUCUGAUAUUUUUAUACUUUAUAUUGGAGUCCGAACCCUGGUUGGCUGCUGUGAGCCUAUGGACUCUGCGGAUAACCUGAAUUAUAAUCACUGCUGGUAUGUGCCAGGCCUCUGUUGGGGGGUGCUGUGGGAGUACUGGGCAAUUUUGGGUGUACGUUCAUUUCUGGACGUACGUUUUCAUACAGAUAACUUGAUUAUUGGAAAAAGAACCGCAGCAGGAAGUUGAGAGACCAACUGUCGCCAAACUUGGGAAAGUUUCGAUACAGGCAGGCUCUGUCGCAAGAGGACCCUUCCAAUCACAGCUGUCCCGCCUCUGACUGAAGCACACGCAUGAUCGCCCCUGCGCCUGUGCCGAAACGCUCCCCGAGUCCGUGAGGCUCGGCCCGGCCCGGCCCGGUUUGAGCCACAUUUGCACAGGCACCGCUGGGGUUGGCCAUGACGGGUUCUGAGAAGAUGAUGACGAUGGAGCCGACCGGGGGCCCGGACGCACCGGCCAGCGUCCCGCUCAUCCCCGUCCCCACUCUCACCGUCCUCCCGCCGUCCUCCGACGCCGAGUCCUGCUCCCGCUCCCCCGACCCGCGCCCCCGCCGCUCCCGGGCCCGCAAGGAGAGGGGGAGGGACAGGAAGGGGCGGGACGAGGAGCCCGGGGAACGAGGGAGGACGCUGGAGCGGGACGAGAGCCGGAGAGGGAGCGGGGGGCAGGGGCGCUCGCCUUCUCCUCUCCUCCUCCUGCCCCCUCCCAGCUCCUGGUCCCGUAGCCCCUCCCCCAUCAGGCGCUCCCGGUGGUCCCUCAAGAGCCUGCUCAGCAGGGAGUCCACAGACUGUGACAGCUGCAGUACUGCCAGCAACUCUCCGCGCAGCACCCCGGGCAGCUCCCCCUCCGUGCGCCGCCGUGUCCUGGGGGGGGGGCGGGCCAGCGAGGGGGAGGGGGGCGGGUCCGACAGCCCCCUGCCGCCCACCACGCCGUCCUCCUCGUCCUCCUCCUACCCCCUCGGCCCGCGGAACUUCGCCCGCAAUGCCAAGAAGAUGCAGAGCUGGUACAACGUGCUCAGCCCCACGUACAAGCAGCGGAACGAGGACUUCCGGAAGCUCUUCAAGAAGCUGCCGGACUCGGAGAGGCUCAUUGUGGACUACUCCUGUGCGCUUCAGAAGGACAUCCUGCUGCAGGGUCGGCUCUACCUGUCCGAAAACUGGCUCUGUUUCUACAGCAACAUCUUCCGCUGGGAGACCACAAUCACCAUUCUGCUGAAGGACGUGACCACGCUCACCAAGGAGAAGACGGCCAAACUCAUCCCCAACGCCAUCCAGAUCAGCACUGACCACGACAAGCACUUCUUCACAUCGUUCGGAGCGAGGGAUCGGAGCUUCAUGAUGAUUUUCAGGCUCUGGCAGAACGCUUUGAUGGACAAGCCCCUCACCCCCAAAGAACUGUGGCACAUUGUGCAUCAGUGCUACGGCACAGAGCUGGGGCUCACCAGCGAGGACGACGACUACGUCUCCCCCACUGCCGAGCACGUCAACGGUCUACUGUCGGCGGAGGAGCCUGUGUCCAUGUCGGAGCUGCUGGAGCUCAGCUCUGUGGGCGUGUCCUGCUCCCCCCCCUCCUCCUCCUCCCCCAUCCUGUGUGCCGGCUCGUCCCCCCCCUCCAGCGCCUCGGUGGACGUGCCCUCGCCCCGCCCCGGCCCCGAACCCGAGCCCAGCCCCCCCAGCUCCCAGAGCUCCCUGCCCUCCACCACCCCCUCCACCCAGACCGGGGGCGUCUCUGCGAACCUGGAGGAGGGCGGCGAGAGCCAGUCAGAGUCAACCAAUCACGCGCCUCCCCUAGCGCCCCACAGCCUGGGAAACCUCUCCUCAUUGGACAUCACCAACGACGAGGAGCUCCCCACCGACCCCAGCAACUCCUCGGACACACAGGAAGAGAGUGAGGUGGAGUCCUUCUGCGGGGACCUGAGUGGGCGGCUGCACAUAAACAUGGUGGUGCGGAUGGGCGUGGACAAGCUGCACGACCUGCUCUUCUCCGCCGACACACACUUCAUACAGCACCUCUUCUCCCAGAGGCAUUUCACUGAUCUGAACGUGCGUGACUGGCAGCAGGACAGUGUUAGUGGAAACACCAGCAGAGUGCUCAGCUACACCAUCGCCAUAAACAACCCCCUGGGCCCCAAAACCGCGCCCGUGGUGGAGACGCAGACCCUAAACAAGAGCAGCGCACGGGGCGAGUGCUACGUGGUGGACUCUGAGGUCAUCACCUCCGGCAUCCCGUACCAGGACUACUUCUACACCGUCCACCGGUACUGCCUCACCGCCGUCAGCCGCCACAAGAGCCGGCUCAGGGUGUCCUCGGACAUCUGCUACCGGAAGCAGCCGUGGAGCCUGGUGAAGGCCCUGAUAGAGAAGAACACCUGGAGCGGCAUCGAGGAGUACUACAGGCACAUGGAAAUGGAGGUGUGCAAGCUGGAGACCCUGCUGCAGUCAGAGGUGUCGGUGGUGGGGGCGGGAGAGGGGGGCACAGCCGACGCAGCCAAGACCCCGCCCGGCCUGCGCAGACGCAAACGCAACUGCUCCCGGCGGGGGGGAGAGAGAGAGAGGGAGGGAGGGGUCGGCGCGGGCGAGCGGGGCGGAGGAGGCCCCGGGGAGGACAGAGAGAGGAGGGAGGCGGGCGCUCAGUACCUGAAGCUGGGAGAUCGAUCCCGGGGGGGCGGCGGCAUCUCCACCAUCCUGCUCAUCGUCAGCUUCAUGAUCUGUGUCAGUCUGGUGGUGCUGGUGGCAUUGAAUAUGCUGCUCUUCUACAAGCUGUGGGCUCUGGAGCGGGCAGCACACACCCUGGAGACGUGGCACUCCUACUCCCUCUCAGACAGCCCCCUGCCCCAGACGGCUGGCGAGUGGGCCCAGGUCCUGCAGCUGCAGAGGCAGUUCCACCAGGCCCAGCUCAACAAGUGGCAGCAGAUACUGCAGUCCUCCGUCGCCCUGCUGGACCAGAUGAAGCAGUCCCUAGAGAAGCUCCACAGAGGGAUCAUCAUCACUCCAGAGGUACAGCGGGAGCCCCCCUCUGAGGACCCCGCAGAAACCCCCACUCAGCACUGACCCCCCACCCCACCCUGUCCACCUCAGCCCCCCCUUCAUCCCUCAGCCACCCCCCCCGCCCCCCCCCAGGGCCCCCGUCAAGUGGACGUGGGUAAUAAUGGAACUUAUAAUGGAAGGGAGGAGCGCACAGGAACGCUGGGACAGUGUGAUUCACCCCCCGGAGUCCAGCUCAGACUGUAACCUGUGCCUACCACUCCCACCCCCCCAUCCCUGCUGCAGAUGACCGAACCAGUGCCCGCCCCCCCCCCCCCCGAACCAGAAAUACCCGGGCGCCACUGCCACCACCGCCUGGUGUCCAAACCGUUUCUGGGCCACAGUCAGCGUUCCAGUCCUUACAGCAUGGGGAUUGGGCAGAGGCGCUGCUUUAUGCCCCUCCCACUGAUGGGGAUUGGGCAGAGGCGCUGCUUAAUGCUCCUCCCGCUGAUGGGGAUUGGGCAGAGGCGCUGGCCUACGCCCCUCCCGCUGAUGGGGAUUGGGCAGAGGCGCUGGCCUACGCCCCUCCCGCUGAUGGGGAUUGGGCAGAGGCGCUGGCCUACGCCCCUCCCGCUGAUGGGGAUUGGGCAGAGGCACUGGUCUACGCCCCUCCCACUGAUGGGGAUUGGGCAGAGGCGCUGGCCUACGCCCCUCCCACUGAUGGGGAUUGGGCAGAGGCGCUGGCCUACGCCCCUCCCGCUGAUGGGGAUUGGGCAGAUACGCUGGCCUACGCCCCUCCCGCUGAUGGGGAUUGGGCAGAGGCGCUGGCCUACGCCCCUCCCGCUGAUGGGGAUUGGGCAGAGGCGCUGGCCUACGCCCCUCCCGCUGAUGGGGAUUGGGCAGAGGCGCUGGCCUACGCCCCUCCCGCUGAUGGGGAUUGGGCAGAGGCGCUGCUCUACGUCCCCCCCCUGCUGGUGACCCGAGAGUAUUUGAGGAAGGACAGCUGCUGCUCCCAUUCCGAAACAUUUCAGAACCGCUGAAAACGGUCAGAUCCAAACUGCCACCGCCGGUCCUGAGCCGAGGACACGCCCUGCCGAAGUUCAGCAGCGCGGCGAACGAGGGAGCUGACGUAGAGGGGCAUUCUGGGAGGCUGGACACAAACCCGCCAGUCAUGUCUCUCCUCACUUCCCCUCGUCUCCUGCAGACUCCGCCCGCCUGACCCGGAAGGAAGUUCGUCCGCUCGGCCCCUCCCCCGACGGGGAAAAAAAGAAUCAUUUCAUUUCAAGACUUUUCUGCAAGGAAAAGCCAACACACUCCUUCAGUUUUUUUUUUUUUUGCUUUCUCUUUCAGUUGUCCGGCUCCAGUGUGAGUGACGGGUCGACGUUUGGCGAGGGCGAAUGUGUGUGUGUGUGUGUGCACGUUCAGCCGUGACAGUAUUUAUUAUCAGACUGGGGGGGUUUCUCCUCGGUCUCGCUCUUAGUCCAGAGUCCUCUCUUAUGUUCUGUGUUCUUUUUUCACGCAUGGACCAAGGAAGGGGAGCAGAACGGUAGACAUGUUACAAUGAUUCUAGCAAUAAUGAUAAUAGAAUUUUUGUGUAAUUAAAAAAAACAGUUUGUGUGUAGAAAGAAGAGGAAGUUGAGAGUGUACCUGCUGUGGUGCGAGAUGUGAGUGUACUGGAAUGAGCCCCCCCCCACUGCCCCCCCACCUCCCCCCCCACCAUUUUGUUAUGAUCGUUGGUCUUGUUUGCGUUGUUUGUCUGCCUGAGCCUUUGGUCCGCACCAGCCCAAAAAGCUCCACGUGCGUUUGGUUCCGAGGGGCACAAGACCUCGUUUCCGGACCCUUUCUGUGCCACCCUGCACCAUCGUGAUCCAGACUGAACCGCUGCGGUCCACAUUGAACCGGUGCGGUCCAGAUUGAACCAGUGUGAUCCAGAUUGAACCGGUGUGAUCCAGAUUGAACCGCUGCGAUCCAGAUUGAACCGCUGCGGUCCAGAUUGAACCGGUGCGAUCAUUAACGAUUGUAUUAAUAGACUCGACUUGAACAUGAUCGGGGUUCCUGUGGACUCGACCAGACAGAAUCACAGAUUCAGUUCGUCUCUCAGUUCACUGGGCUGGACUUUAAGGACCAACCGAAACUUUUUUUUUUUUAAGGCCCGGAUGAAGAAAAGGGAAAUUGGCAGUAUUGUGUUCAGUUUGUUUGGUCUGUAUUCACAUUUUCAUAACUUUUUUUUAUUGUAUUUUUAGCCUCAUAACAUUCUCUGUUAACUUUUAUUUACUGUCUUUUGUCUUUAUCAUUCACUUACUCAUUCACUCAUACACACACACACACACACACACAUACAUACACUAAUGCACAUACGCACGCACGCGCACACACACACACCACUCCUGCUCUCAUUCUCUCUCUCUCUGGUCAUCCUUCUCUUUUCUGUCACUCUUUCAUCGGCCCCUCCCCCUCUCCUGUGCCCUGAGGAUCAUGCGUGUGAGUGUGUGUGUGGGGGGCCUUGCUGGGCGUGGCCCCGCACGCAAGUGAUCAAAGCCAUAUUUAUUUUGGGGAGGGAGGGAGGAACGGGGCAAACGUACUGUACUGUAAAGGUCUGGUUGUUCAAGAUGCUGUGUGAAGAAUUAAGUCUAAAAUAUGCAACAGAACGAC
This is a messenger RNA of Anguilla anguilla (European eel), 5997 nucleotides long. RefSeq names its product GRAM domain containing 1A (gene gramd1a). The record is from RefSeq and is a predicted model, not a curated record. Gene Ontology annotation, molecular function: sterol binding; sterol transfer activity. NCBI's taxonomy places the organism in Eukaryota, Metazoa, Chordata, Actinopteri, Anguilliformes, Anguillidae. Gene Ontology annotation, biological process: intracellular sterol transport. Gene Ontology annotation, cellular component: endoplasmic reticulum membrane; endoplasmic reticulum-plasma membrane contact site; plasma membrane.